Molecule: messenger RNA, 2539 nt
Organism: Colletes gigas
Lineage: Eukaryota; Metazoa; Arthropoda; Insecta; Hymenoptera; Colletidae
Gene: stl
Product: A disintegrin and metalloproteinase with thrombospondin motifs adt-2-like
Exons: 4
Coding region: 77-2365 (762 amino acids)
Biological process (GO): proteolysis; extracellular matrix organization
Cellular component (GO): extracellular matrix
Molecular function (GO): metalloendopeptidase activity
Source: RefSeq, a predicted model, not a curated record
UGCACCGACACGCAUAUAUAAGAAACAAGUUUGUCAUUCCUUUGAGCACUUGAACUUGAAAUUCAAAGCGCGAAAUAUGGCCUUCAUGUUUGAAAUUAUAUUAUUAGUUUUACUGCGCGCGGUAUACGGACAAGACGCACAGAACACCGAAAUCGUUUUGUUGCCGUUGUGGAAUACAGAAGACAGUACAGAGGUACCUCUAAGUUUUAAGGCUUUCGAUCGAUUUGUCGAGUUAACGUUACAUAGGAACGACAAAAUCACAGCGCCUCGGUUUCAAGUUUGGAAGCACAUCGAUGGAGACUACGUGGAGGAAUUACCGGGACUCAACGAACCCGCGCCUUGUCAUUAUCUUCACAGGAAUGACUUCAGUUCAGCGGCCAUAAGUCUCUGCAAAGAAGGUGGCAUGCAUGGCCUCGUCUUCUUGGACAACGUCACGUUAGAAAUUACGCCGCUUCAAGACCAGGAGAUCUCGUUUUUUAACGAUCAUCGUGUCAGACAACGUUCGGAAUCCUUUGGGGAGCCACAUAUUGUCAAGAGAGCACACGCUCCUUCCAUAUCUUGGGGUAACGAACCUAGCUGGUACAAACACAAUGAAAUAAACACGGACCUGAAUGGAGAGCUAUUCAAAGAGCCAAGACCGAAGAAAUCGAGCGAUGCUCUGACAUUGGAGUUGGCAGUUUUCUUCGACGAGCCUGGCUACAAUCUCUUCUCGCCUUUCUUCGACAGAAACGACGAACAAAUACGCGACAUGCUGCUAGCUUAUAUAAACGGCGUGCAAGCGAUUUAUCAUCAUCCAACGUUAGGGGUUAUAAUUGACAUUUCUCUCGUGAGACUGGAGAUUAUGGUGAAGCAACCACGGGAUCUACCACAUUUUGAUGGAGACAGGAGCAGCUUGUUGAACUCGUUCUGUAAUUAUGCCAAGAAACAAAAUCCUCCGAGCGAGUAUUAUCCCAAUCACUGGGAUAUGGGUUUGUACAUUUCCGGUUUGGAUUUCUACGUUAUGGAGGCUGGACGAAAAAACAAUGCCACUAUGGGGCUUGCAACGGUAGGCGGGAUCUGCAUCGAUCAAUAUUCUUGCGUUAUUGCUGAAUUGGGUGUUACAAAUCAGUUUAAAAAACCAUACCCGUCGGCGGGUUUUACAUCCGUCUACAUAGCCGCUCAUGAAAUUGGUCAUAACUUAGGAAUGCAUCACGAUUCGACGGGCAAUCCGUGCCCCAAGGAUGGUUAUAUAAUGUCACCCAGCAGAGGUACGAACGAUGAGACAGUUUGGUCAGAAUGUAGUCGCGACGUAGCGCAAACGCUUUCUUACAAGAAGCCGUGUCUCACGAACAGGCCAUAUUCUCAAACGAGUAACCGGCUCGAUCAUACACGGUUUUUCAAUCUACCGGGUAGAGAAUGGACCGCGAAGAAACAGUGCGAAGUACUCCUGCGUGAUAAGGAUGCUACAGUCGUGACCUUAUACAGAGCUUGCGAGUCGUUGCAGUGCAAGACACCGCAUAGGAGCGGUUAUUACUUUGCUGGACCAGCGUUAGAUGGAACCUUAUGCGCCCCAGGGAAGGAGUGCCGCGGCGGUGAGUGUAAGAACGCUUUACAGAUUUCUUCGGGAACAAACGGGCCCCUUGUUCGACCGGGAGGCUGGAGCGAUUGGAAAUUAGGACCCUGUAGCAGUGCAUGUCUCCUAAAAUCCACCGGUGCACAGGUCAGACGACGAUUUUGCGAUAGUCCGAUUCCCAAAAAUACGGACACCGGUUGUCGAGGAUUGCAUUACGACGUGGUGCUCUGCAAAGACGACAGGCUUUGCAAAAAGAAACGUAAGAGCAUCGACGAAUUUGCGACGUUGAGAUGCACCGAGUUCAGCGAAAGAUUGCCAGAAUUGGACGUCAAUGGUGGCGGGCUCCAGGCGCCACACGAGCCCGAAAGACUGUGGAUGGCUUGCGCUAUAUUCUGUCGUCGAAAAGACAUAGCGUCUUAUUACACACCGCGUGUGGAAUUAAACGACCUUGGCCUUGACCCAUACUUUCCAGAUGGGACAUGGUGUCACACCGAGGAGGGACAAAAUUAUUUUUGUCAGCAGCAUCAUUGUCUGCCGGAGAACUUUCGUUCGGAGAAAACGCUACUGAAAAACCAUCAGCACGACGAUAUCGAAUUCGGGCCCCAGAACGCCCAUCCCAAUGGACUCGGUUUCGACGAUCAGGUGAUUAAAUAUCACAGUUUGGGGCUGGACGGUUUGCCGCUCUUGACAUCUCUGUCGCACGCUAUUGGAUUUCCAACGGACGAGGAUGAGUGGAUCGAUAAAGAUUACAUAGAGUUAACGAAGCCACCGCAGGAGAUCGUCUUCGAUGCACAAUAUCAAUUGAGAAAGUAACGUCGAUGAUAUGUACCAAUUUUAGCGCGAAUUUCUUUUCUAAUUUCCAUGCAAAAUAUUCGCUCGUUUCCUUUAUGUACUCCCUACUGCACGAAAUCGUUUGGCCUCGUUAGAAACUCUCCUAUCGCGUGACGUUCAACCUUUUUCGAUCAUGAACCAGAGAUGCCAGACGAA